Messenger RNA from Magnolia sinica, 2813 nucleotides. Its product is annotated as oligopeptide transporter 4-like. The coding region runs from base 43 to 2268 and encodes 741 amino acids. NCBI's taxonomy places the organism in Eukaryota, Viridiplantae, Streptophyta, Magnoliopsida, Magnoliales, Magnoliaceae. The transcript has 6 exons. Gene Ontology annotation, molecular function: oligopeptide transmembrane transporter activity. The record is from RefSeq and is a predicted model, not a curated record. Gene Ontology annotation, biological process: transmembrane transport.
CUCUCUCUCUCUCUCUCUCUCUUUCUCUCUCUCUCUCUCGCGAUGGGAACUGCGGCAAUCGAGUCUCCGAUCAAAAAACCCGAUCAAGAAGAGUACGGAGACGAAGAUGAAAUCUCACCCGUCGAACAGGUGCGACUGACGGUGACGAACACGGACGACCCUUCACUGCCGGUGUGGACCUUCCGUAUGUGGUCCCUGGGGGUGCUAUCCUGCGCCCUCAUGUCCUUCCUCAACCAGUUCUUCUCCUACCGUACGGAGCCUCUCAUCAUAACUCAGAUCUCUGUCCAGGUGGCCUCCCUACCGGCGGGGCACUUCCUGGCGUCGGUCCUGCCGCGGAAGCGGUUCAGAUUGCCGGGAUUCGGGACGAGGGAGUUCUCGUUGAAUCCUGGGCCGUUCAACAUGAAGGAGCAUGUGCUGAUAUCGAUAUUCGCGAAUGCGGGAUACGCGUUUGGGAAUGGAGCGGCGUAUGCGGUUGGGAUCGUGAAUAUCAUAAAGGCUUUCUAUGGGAGGAACAUCUCCUUCUUGGCCAGCUGGAUCCUUAUUAUUACUACGCAGGUGCUGGGGUACGGCUGGGCGGGACUGCUGCGGAAGUAUGUGGUGGAGCCGGCCCACAUGUGGUGGCCCAGUACUCUCGUUCAAGUGUCGCUAUUCCGGGCCUUACACGAGAAGGAGGAGCAGCGCAUGUCGCGCGCAAAGUUCUUCCUCAUCGCCCUCAUCUGCAGCUUCUGUUGGUACGUGAUGCCUGGUUACCUCUUCCCGACCCUGACGAACAUCUCAUGGCUCUGCUGGGCCUUCUCCAAGUCGGUCACCGCCCAGCAGCUAGGAUCUGGAAUGCGGGGCCUGGGCCUCGGUGCAUUCACGCUCGACUGGUCCGCAGUCGCCGCCUUCAUGUUCAGUCCUCUGACUUACCCCUUCUUUGCCAUUGCCAAUGUCUACAUUGGCUUCGUUUUGAUAGUAUACAUUGCGAUCCCUGUGGCUUAUUGGGCACUCGACCUGUACAACGCAAAGACAUUUCCGUUGUUCUCGUCGCACUUGUUCACCGCCACCGGCCAAGAUUAUAACAUAUCAGCUAUAGUCAACAACAAAUUCGAGAUAAAUAUGCCUGCAUACAAUGAUCAGGGACGGAUUCAUCUGAGCAUGUUCUUCGCUCUGACUUACGGGUUCGGUUUUGCCACCAUCGCAUCCACGCUUACACAUGUUGCCCUUUUUAAUGGAAGGGAGGUGUAUGAACGUUUUCGAGCUUCCUAUAAAGGCAAGGAAGACAUCCACACCAGGUUGAUGAGGAAGUACAAGGACAUACCGGAAUGGUGGUUCUACCUGUUGCUGGUGGUGACUGUUGGAAUCUCUCUUAUCAUGUGCACUGUCCUGAAAGACCAGGUUCAAUUGCCAUGGUGGGGUCUCCUGUUGGCCUGUGCCAUCGCCUUUGUUUUCACUCUUCCCAUCAGCAUUAUAACUGCCACUACAAAUCAGACGCCAGGGCUGAACAUCAUCACAGAAUACAUCAUGGGUUUGAUACUACCAGGAAGGCCAAUAGCCAAUGUCUGCUUCAAAGUGUAUGGGUAUAUGAGCAUGACACAGGCCAUCGCCUUCCUUUCUGAUUUCAAGCUUGGACACUACAUGAAGAUCCCACCAAGAUCAAUGUUCUUAGUUCAGUUCGUCGGCACCAUUAUAGCUGGAACAAUCAAUCUCUCAGUGGCAAUGUGGCUGCUCAACUCUAUUGAGAACAUAUGCCACGAUGAACUCCUGUCCCCAAACAGUCCUUGGACAUGCCCGGGUGACCGUGUCUUCUUUGACGCAUCUGUUAUCUGGGGUCUAGUGGGACCCAAACGGAUAUUUGGCUCUCUCGGAAACUAUGCUGCCCUCAACUGGUUCUUCCUUGGUGGUGCACUGGGGCCAUUUUUUGUAUGGCUCUUACAUAAAGCAUUCCCCAAGCAGACUUGGAUCCCACUGAUAAAUCUGCCCAUCCUUUUGGGAGCGACGGCCUACAUGCCGCCAGCAACUGCAUUGAACUACAACUCGUGGGCCUUGGUUGGAACAAUAUUCAACUUCUUCAUUUUCAGGUAUCAGAAGAAAUGGUGGCAGAGAUACAACUACGUUCUUUCGGCAGCGCUGGAUGCUGGCGUGGCAUUCAUGGGUGUGCUUCUAUACUUUACUUUGACCAUGGAGAACCGAAGUGUGGUUUGGUGGGGUACAGGUGGUGAGCAUUGUGAUCUUGCCAAGUGUCCUACAGCCAAAGGGAUACAGGUUGAUGGGUGUCCAGCUUUCUGACUUCUCUCUCAAUAUGUUUGCAUGGUGAGGCUAUACCUUUUUACGGUAGCAUUUUUAGGCUGCGUUUGGAUGCGGUAUUAAAUUGCAAUGAUGUCUUGAAAUGCUAAGGUGACUGCAGUUUGGUCACUUCCUAUCUAUUUUACUAAUUACUGCAAUUCAAUUCAAUAGAGCAUUGCAUCCAAACGCCGACUUGGUUCUUUUCAGGCUUCACUACUUGAAAGAAAAUACAAGGCCUUGAGAUUGGCGUUGUUGUAGAAAAACAAAGAGAGAGAAGGUGGUUGAUACAUGUGGUUUGGAAGUGAAAAGAGAAAGCUGGGAGGAUGUUAGAUGUUUGAUAAAUGGGGUUGAAAAGAUCAAAGUCUUAUCUUUGAAUCUAUGUACUGCACGUUGUUAUAUAUUGGAAAGAUCAAAGUCUUAUCUUUGUAUCUAUGUACUGCACGUUGUUAUAUAUUGGAAAGAUCAAAGUCUUAUCUUUGUAUCCAUGUACUGCACGUUGUUAUACAUUGGACAGCUCAGAUCAAAAUGAAAUCAGUGCUGUUCUUUUA